AUGAAGUAUCAACGCCUUGCCUCCCUGGGCCUUGCUGCCCUGAGUGUUUCGGGAUCCGUCUCUGCAAGCCCUCUCAUUCGACAUGAGGGCCAGUCGGUGUGUCCUUCAGGAUACACACAGAGUGUAUACUAUGUGACUGUUACUGCUAGUUCCACUCCGGCGUCGACUGUAUCCGUUGAGCCAACUACAACCCUGGAGUCCUCGUCAACCGUCACGGAGACCACAGUCAUCACCCCGGAGAUUCCAGUCCAAUCUCCUACAUCCACCCCGGUUGAGACUCCUGCUCCGGUGGAACCCAGCGCUCCUAUCGAGCCUACCACUUCAUCAUCCACCACCGAGACACCCGUGGUGGCCCCAACCAUUGCUACACCCUCCACCACCAUUGAAGCCCAGCCUACAGAAGUAGUUGCCGAGCCUUCUACUUCAUCCUCUUCCACCGAAGAGCCCGCAGCAGCCCCAACCGUUGCUACAACAUCCUCCACCACGGCUGAUGCCCAGCCCACCGAAGUAGUCGCCGAGCCUUCUACUUCAUCCUCCCCCGCUGCUGAUAUCCAACCCACAACCGCCGUCGCUGCCCCUACAACCAAGCAGCAGAAGCAAUCAACCACCAGCACGGCCGCCCCAGCCGCCUCCACCUCUUCAUCCACCGGCUCCUCAGCCAGUAGCAGCAGCAGCAGCAGCAGCAGCGCAUCCAACUCCGGCGAAGCCACCUUCUACGGCGGCAACAUCUCCGGCGGCGCAUGCUCGUUCACGGGCUACACACUGCCAUCCAACCUCUUCGGCACCGCACUCGGCUCCCCACGCUGGGACAACGCGGCCGAAUGUGGCGCCUGCGUUGCCGUAACAGGCCCUAAUGGAAACACCAUCAAGGCCAUGAUCGUCGACAAAUGCCCCGAAUGCGACUCCAACCACCUCGACCUGUUCCAGUCCGCCUUCGCCGAGCUAGCCGACAUCUCCAAGGGCGUCAUCGACAUCAACUGGUCGUACGUCUCCUGCGACAUCGACUCGCCCCUGAAACUCAAGAACAAGGAGGGUACCUCCGCGUACUGGUUCUCGAUGCAGGUCGUCAAUGCCAAUGAGGCUGUUACCUCGCUGGAGGUUAGUACGGACGGUGGAAGCACCUGGCAGAGCACGACCCGCUCGGACUAUAACUACUUCGAGAAUAGUUCGGGAUUCGGGACGGAGACGGUUGAUGUGAGGGUUACGGGGAAGAGUGGCAAGGUUGUCACGGUUAAGAAUGUGGGUGUUUCUUCGGGCACGGAGGUUACUGCGUCUGGAAAUGUUUAG
Molecule: messenger RNA, 1287 nt
Organism: Aspergillus nomiae NRRL 13137
Lineage: Eukaryota; Fungi; Ascomycota; Eurotiomycetes; Eurotiales; Aspergillaceae
Product: putative extracellular cellulase CelA/allergen Asp F7-like
Exons: 2
Coding region: 1-1287 (428 amino acids)
Source: RefSeq, a predicted model, not a curated record